UCAUUUCGCAAGAAAAAACAAAAAACCAAAAAGUACCUCAAAUAACUGCGACACAUUAGCGUGAGAAUUCUAAACUAUGGAUAACUUGAUGGAAAAACAAUCGAUUACAAAGGAAAUGGAUAUUGAUUCGGCACCAAGCCCGCCAGGAGUCACUGGUUUAAUAAAACCCAGUGAAAUUCCUAUAAUGGAAAUAAUGCUGGAACAAAACGCGUCAGAUACUGAUUCAUCACCAAGCCCACCUAGCCAACCAAGCCAACCUAUCUUACCAGGAGUCAGUGGCGCCAGUGGAGGUGAUGUUCAAACACGUUUAAUAAAACCCAGUGAAAUUCCUCUAAUGGAAAUCAUGCUGGAACAAAACGCGUCAGAUACUGAUUCAUCACCAAGCCCACCUAGCCAACCAAGCCAACCUAUCUUACCAGGAGUCAGUGGUAUAGGCGAGAGUAGAGGUGUCAAUGGAGGUGGUGUUCCUGUAGUGGAAAUAACGUUGACACAAGAUAUGUCAGAUAGUGAUUCAUCACCAAGCCCACCUAGCCAACCAAGCCAACCAGGAUGCAGUGGCGCCAGUGGAGUUGGCUAUGGAGGUGAUGUUGCUCUAGUGGAAAUAAUGCUGGCAGAAGAUACGCCAGAUAGUGAUUCAUCACCAUGCCCACCAUCAGUCAGUGGUUUAGGCGCCAGCAGAGUUCGCGGUGCAGGUGAUGUUCAAACACGUUUAAGAAAACCCUGUGAAAUUCCUCUAGUGGAAAUAAUGCUGGCGCAAGAUACGCCCGAAAAAACAGCACCAGGUCCAAAAAAACCGGGUCUAUUCAAGGUCUUGGCGUCCAAAUUGAAGCGUAGAGAAAAAACUGUAAUUUAUUCGCCCAUACAACAAAUGGACAUGGACUUGGAUUUGGAGAUGGGCCCUCGAUCAUCUAACAGCAAUCGUCCUGACUACGAUAGUGAGGAUAGCGAGGAUUAUUACAGUGACCAUGGUCCUGCAGACAAAAGUCAAGAUUUUACGGCCAGCAGCAGCAGUUUAGAAGACUUAUUUGUACCCCACAACAGGCGUAAGGCCAGAGGUAUGUUAGCACGCAGGGGUAGAAUACGAAAAAUAUUCGAUAGCUGCAAAAAGAAUCUAGUCUACUCACCGCAAAAAUUACGACGUAUUCGUAUAAUUCUAUGUGUGGUGGGUGGCAUAGUUCUCUUGGCACUCUUGGCCACAGCACUUUACUUUAUCGUAAACAGUUCAGAAAUUGAUAGCCCCGCAGAUAAUAAUGGAGCCCCCUCGAAUGGCAUACACUUGGAGGAUAUACUUCAAGGUAAAUUGAUAUCGCGUCAUUUUAACGGCAGCUGGUCAACCGACAAUAAUAUCAUCUACAAGGAGAAUAAUAUUUUUCAAAAUUUCCAGGCCAUUAUGGAGUUUAAUGUGGUGACGAAACAGAAAACACGGCUGAUGUUGGACACUUCACAAGAAUACACAUCAUUUGAAAAAUCAGCCGAUGGCAUUUAUCUCCUGUUGGCCAAAAACUAUAAAAAGAAUUUCCGUUAUAGUUUUUAUGCCGAAUACGAUAUCUAUAAUAUAGAGAGCGGCCAAAUAAAACCCUUGGAAAUACAAAAAGAUGCCAAACCCUUGCUAUUAGUGCAAUGGGCCCCCGUUGGCAAUGCCCUGGUAAUCAGUUACGAGCACAAUUUAUAUUAUAAACCAACGCCGUUUGCUGAUGAAAUCGCCCUAACCGACGACACAAAUGAGGCAAUUUUGAAUGGUGUACCCGAUUGGGUUUACGAGGAGGAAGUGUUCGCUUCCAACUCGGCCGUUUGGUUUAGUCCGGAUGGCAAGAAAUUGGCAUUUAUACAGUUCGAUGAUACACCCACGCAUGUGAUAAACUUCCCUAUCUAUGGUGAAGCCGGUGAUCUACGUUUCCAAUAUCCCUAUAAUCGCUUAGUGGCCUAUCCCAAAGCCGGUUCGCCAAAUCCACGUGUAAAAUUGUUUACCUCGGAUUUGGAUAGGGCAGCUGCGGGUAAUACGGAUCAUUUGACAAACAUCCCAGUACCAAGUGCCCUAAAUACCGAAAGUGACUAUAUAAUAUCGGUUGUGGGUUGGUUGAAUAAUACGAAUGUUUUGUCGAUCUGGAUGAAUCGCAUACAAAAUCAGGCACAUAUGCAGGUCUUUAACGGUUUGAGAAGGCAAAAUAUUUAUAGCUUAGAGUCGAAAACGGGAUGGAUAGACUUUUUUGCUGCACCUUUUAAAAAUCGCGAUGGUACCAAAAUUGCAUUCAUCAUGCCACAAGAGCAGGAAAGCGGUGGAGCAUAUCGACAUCUUUGUGUACUAUCAACAGUGACAAAUAGUGCUAAAUAUGAACCCCUCACCACAGGAAAACACAUAGUUAGCGCAAUUUUACACUGGGAUUCUACACAUGAUUUGAUAUUCUACAGCGCCAAUUUGGAAGAGAAACCGGAACAGUCGCAUAUUUAUGCCAUUAAAGCAGCCACCGGACAAACACCAAAAUGUAUAACCUGCAAUCUAAUUAAAUCGAAUGGAAGGGUACAAACUUAUUAUACAGCAGAAUUUAACAACAAAAAUCAUGUGUUAAUUAAUGCUGUAGGACCAAGCAUUCCCCAGAUCGUAAUUUAUGAAUGGUCUUAUGCAAACAAUCAAAUUACGUUAAAUAAACUAAUUACCUGGGAAGACAAUGAGUUGUUAAGGGCUACAAUAAGUAAAUACGCACUCCCUACUUAUGAAAUUCACACCCUGCCAAUAGCUGAUGGUUUCACAGCUAAAGUUUUACUGCAACUGCCGCCCAACAUGGAUCGUAGUGGUAAGACAAAAUAUCCAAUGUUGGUUGACGUCUAUGGGGGACCGGAUUCUUAUUCGGUAAUCGAUAGAUGGUUAGUCGACUGGGGAACAUAUCUUACCUCGAAUCAAUCCGUGAUAUACGCCAAAAUUGAUGGGCGCGGUUCAGGCUUAAGAGGUGAAAAGCUAUUGCAUUCGGUUUAUUUAAAACUGGGUACACUAGAGAUUGCCGAUCAAAUUGAUGUGACUAGGCAAUUGCAAAAGAAAUUCAAUUUUAUUGAUGCUAAUCACACUGGCAUUUGGGGUUGGAGUUAUGGCGGUUAUGCGGCAGCCAUGGCCUUGGCUAAUGAUAAUGAACAUGUAUUCCAUUGUGCCGCUUCUAUAGCACCUGUCACCGAUUGGGCUUAUUAUGAUUCCAUUUAUACUGAACGUUAUAUGGGCUUACCAAGCAUAAAUGAAUUGGGCUAUUCCGCCUCUCGCCUAAGCACCAAGGCAACACAAUUGAGGGGGAAAAAAUUCCUGUUGAUCCAUGGCACUUUAGAUGACAAUGUACAUUACCAACAGGCAAUGAUACUGGCCAAGAACUUGGAGAGGCACGAUAUAUUAUUCAAACAAAUUAGCUAUCCCGAUGAGGAUCAUGCUUUAGGCGGUGUAAGACCCCAUUUAUAUCAUUCUCUCGAUAGAUUCUUUGGCGAAUGUUUCGCGAAUAACCGUAUGACCCAUGGCAAAUGGAAAAACUAACGGAAGGCUGAAACACAAACAUCUAAUCUAGCUAAACAACACAUGCCAUCCUAACAUCAUGAUCAAUUACAAAAACUAAUUGAUCGAUCAGAAAAACCCCUCAAAAAAUUCACCCCUUCCCCUAAAAUACAAAGAAAAAAAAAUCAACAAAUUUAAUUUUUAAAAAACAACCCCCCUACCCCAAAAAAAAAAAAUAAAAUCAACAAACUAAUUUUAAAAAACGUAAAAAAUAAUAAAUUAUAUAGAUUAAAAAUUAAAACAUUGUACUUAUACAUACAAUAUGAUCAAAUUAGUUGGUUGAUUUUGCUUUUUUUUUGGGAGAGGCCUUAAGUUAAGAAAGCAUAUAUCGUUAACCUAAUUAUGGUUAACCUAAAAAAAACCAAAAGCUAAACCUUAAGCUAAGACUACAACGAUACUUUGGAAAUUUGUUUAAACUAGUUUUUGCUUUUGUAUAUUUCUUUUUAUAUAAAUAGCAAAGAAUGCUUGGUUUUUUAAACUUUAAUUAGAAACAAAAAUUUUCUAGGUUUUUUGCAAAAAAAAAAACCCUAAGAAAAUUGUUUGUUUUAGCAUUAGCUGGUUUUUAUUGUUUAGCCAAGUUUUAAAUGUAAACAAAUUUUUUUAAGUAAAUAAGGUUUGGUUUUUACCAAAAAAAAAAAAAAUAAGUUUGAAAGCAUAACAUAACAUAAACAAAAUUAAAUUAAAUCUAACUUUAAAAAGUUAAAAUACAAAGCAAAUUUAAAGCAACAAAAAAAAUAAUAGAUUUUUUUAUUAGGCUAAGAUUUAAUGAAUUUUAUUUAAAGAUUAAAUUUGUCCUUUACCAGUCAUUUAUGAUUUAAAGGUUUUAAGUUUUAUAUGUUUAUGAAGUUGUGUUAAUAACCGUUCAAACAAAAAAGAACUUUUAAAAUCCCUAAGCCUAAACCUUUAUAGAAAUACCUCAAGCUAAAGGUGGUUGCAAAGUUUUAAAAUAAAAACUUUUAAAAAAUUAUAUGAAAUAUUAGAAUAUGUGCAAACCCAAAAAAGCAUUACUUAGUUAACUUUUGCAAAAGUUAUCUCAGUAAUGCAAAAUUCAAUUUAAAACUAGAUACGUAACUGUCUAAAACCUAAUUCUGUUGUCAAAAACCUAACUCUUGCAACAACAAACUAGAAGCUAGUCAAUAUAUUUUGUUGUUGUAUCAGACAUAUGAUUUGUUGUAUUUUAGUUUUACAAUACCGAGUGUCUUGUCUCUAUGUUAUAAUCUUCUCCUUUAAAAAAGAAAAAAAUACUUCAAUUUCAAAGCUGUUUUUUUUUAAAACAAAAUAUUUUUUUGAAUUUUAAAACAAAUAAUUAAUUAAACAGUGCAAUACGAAAAAAAAUAACACCCGUGUCUACCAGUUUUGCCCCAAAGUCAUGAACUUUUUUUUAUGGUGUCAAUUUUGCAAAAAAAUAGUCAUCAUUUUCUCAGGCUCAUAUCUUGCAAACAGUUUGAAAUUUUGAUUUACUCUCUGAGGCAAAGUUAUAGACCUUGUCAUAAAGAACAAAAGUUGUGAACAUAUCAAAUCAAAAAAACUUCAUCUUCAAUAUCAAAAUCGCAAAAAAAAACCUUAAAAAAUUCAAAAUACAUUAAGAAAUAUUUUUUUUUAAAGCUGCCUAAAAGUAUGCUUUGGUUUAUUAAUUCCUUAGGUUUUUCUUACUAACUUAUAUUGACCUAACUAAACGGUGUUAAGAAUCAUUCCAAGUUAGUUCAUAUGUUCUAGAAAGUUGUUUAUUAAGAUCUUAGCUACAUUUUUGUAGUUGAUGGUGUCCUUGAAUUUUGAACGGUUUGCUACUUAUGGUCCUAAACAGGGGAAAAAAAUUUAAUUUUUAAAGUUUUUUGCGAUUUUGAUCCUGUAGAUGAAGUUUUUUUGAUUUUAUAUGUUCACAAUUUUUGUUCUUUAUGACAAGGGCUACAACUUUGCCUCAAAGAUUAAAGCAAAAUUCCAAACUGUUUGCAAGAUAUGAGCCUGAGAAAAUUAUAACUUUUUUGCAAAAAUUACCCCAAGGCCCCUAAUCUUUGGGGGCAAACAUGUUAAAAUUGUUAUAUUUUAGGGUAUUUACUUAAUUUUCAUAUUAAUUUAUUGGAAUUUGGUUUGAAUACAAAUUGAAUCACCCCUAUCUCGAAUCAAUAUUUCACAUGAAAUAUUUUCCCUUUUUUCGUUCAUCAACUUUGUUCACGUGAAAAAAUUCCCCUUGUUGUGAAAUUUUUAGAUGGAAUUUUGUAUUUGUUAUUGCCGAUAGGGGUGAAUUAAUCACCCCUAUCGGGAACCAAUAUUUCACAUGAAAUAUGUUCCCUUUUCACAUUUUUUGUUCAUGCGAAAAAAUUCCCCAACAUGGGAAAUAUUUAGAUGGAAUUUUGUAAACAAUAAUCAGCUGUUACGAACAAAAUCAACUAUUGUGAAUGAUAAGUUCAUGGGAAUAUCACGAUAGCAAUUUUCCCUUCGAGGGAAAUGGAUAUUUCAUGGGAACAAAAUUUCACAUGUUAUUGCCGAUAGGGGUGAAUUAAUAAUUAGUUUUAUAAUUGGAAAAUAUUUUUUUAAAAAAAAGAGCCUUAAAUUUAGUAUAUUUCCUUUUUACAGGACAAAGGUUAAGCUUGCAUUACUGAGGCAACUUUUGCAACAGUUAACUAAAUGAUGCUUUGGAUUUGCUAAAAAUGCAUUAACAAAAUACAUUUGCCAGCAAUAACGCUGGCAAAAAUUAAAAUUUUCCUUAAGAAAAUCAAUAAAAUUUCGAAUAAUUUUUUAAAAGUUUUUACUUUAAAACUUUGCAACCACCUUUAGCUUAAGGUAUUUCUAUAAAGUUUUAGGCUUAGGGAUUUUAAAAGUUCUUUUUUGUUUGAACGGUUAUUAACACAACUUCAUAAACAUAUAAAACGUAAAACCUUUAAAUCAUAACUGACUGGUAAAGGACAAAUUUAAUCUUUAAAUAAAAUACAUUAAAUCUUACAUUCAAACACACAUACAAAAAUAUCACUCAAAAUAAUCUUAUAUUUUUACUAAAACCUUUUGGAUUUUUAAAAACUGAGUUAGACAUUUCAGCCUAAAAAAAAAUUAAGGAAAAUGUACAGAAAGAAAAGCUUAUUUGAAACAAAAACAAUAAAAUUUGAACCUUUGUUUUGAGGUUUAUUUAAAAUAUGUACAUUCAAACAUACAUUAUAAAUAAUUAUGCUAAAUUUAAUAAAAUAAUAAUAUAAUUUAGCGGCUUCAAAUCAUCUUGAAGGCUUUUAUGGUUAGGCUGAAACAAAUUGUAAUGAGUAUUUGCUUAUUCAAAGAUCUUUUUAGGAAAAACGGACAACAAAAAUUACUCCAAUUCUCAAAUUUAAAA
This is a messenger RNA of Calliphora vicina (urban bluebottle blowfly), 6845 nucleotides long. RefSeq names its product omega (gene ome). Lineage: Eukaryota; Metazoa; Arthropoda; Insecta; Diptera; Calliphoridae. Gene Ontology annotation, cellular component: plasma membrane. The transcript has 11 exons. Gene Ontology annotation, biological process: proteolysis. Bases 77 to 3508 code for a protein of 1143 amino acids. The record is from RefSeq and is a predicted model, not a curated record. Gene Ontology annotation, molecular function: serine-type peptidase activity; dipeptidyl-peptidase activity.